AUGGUGUGUUUAUUAAUUUCAGCUCUGUUGAUGGGUUUACUUUAACUUGUCAAAUCCUCUCAGACAGGCAAUAUAUCAGCUCAACCAGGAGAAAAUGUCACUAUUUGGUGUAAACAUACUGCAGUUGUUGAAAAGCACAUACACUGGUUCAAGCAGACUCAAGGUGCUGUUCCUCUUGGCAUUGUAAACAUGAUGUUACCCUUUGAUAUAGAAGUAAAAGCAAUAUAUUUAAAUAAUUUUACACCAGACCAUUUUGUGAUGUCUGUGAAUAGCAAAAACACAUCCUUAAGUACUUUGAACAUGGAUAUUACUGAUUCUGGUCUCUACUUCUGUGGUUGGGGCUCUUUGAAGGUUGUGUUUGGUGAUGGAGUAAAUCUGGACAUUAAAAACCUCAAAGGUGACAUUUUCACAAAAGAGUGUCCUGGAAACAUCUUCUAUAACCUGACCUUUAUUUUUUGGCUGUGUUUUUUUAUUUUUUUCAUCAUCAUUUCCCUCACUCUUGGCAUUAUUAAGAUCACAAGAACACUUGAAAAAGAUACAGAUCGGCAUGUAACAGAUCAUGAGAAGGCUCAUUCAUCAGUGUGUGCGGCUCUACAAUUCUUAAUACAGAAAACCAGAAGCACAGCCAUAGAAGAAACAGAUGUUGUAUAUUCUGUUACUAGAAGACACACAGUCGAAUAA
Danio aesculapii is the source of this 681-nucleotide messenger RNA. It is a transcript of the gene nitr11a, whose product is annotated as novel immune-type receptor 11a. Gene Ontology annotation, biological process: response to bacterium. NCBI's taxonomy places the organism in Eukaryota, Metazoa, Chordata, Actinopteri, Cypriniformes, Danionidae. The record is from RefSeq and is a predicted model, not a curated record.